Bacillus rossius redtenbacheri is the source of this 2363-nucleotide messenger RNA. RefSeq names its product putative serine protease K12H4.7. The record is from RefSeq and is a predicted model, not a curated record. Gene Ontology annotation, biological process: proteolysis. The coding region runs from base 140 to 1654 and encodes 504 amino acids. Gene Ontology annotation, molecular function: dipeptidyl-peptidase activity; serine-type exopeptidase activity. The transcript has 8 exons. Lineage: Eukaryota; Metazoa; Arthropoda; Insecta; Phasmatodea; Bacillidae.
CCACUUUCAUGGUAGUACUUUUAAGAGUAUAGACGUAUAGAUAGAGUGAGUUUCCAAUUGUGCUUAGCGCAACUACCAUUACUUAACUAGCGGAAAUUACUAUUGAAUUAAAUCUUUAGAACACAAUUUACACAUCGCAAUGCAUUUCUCACAGUUAAUGGCGGUUGUUCAUUUGCUAGUUUUACUCACGAACCAAGCCAAGAGCUGGAAAAUAUUCCAAAAAGGAAGAUCAAAACUUGGCAUGUUGGGCUCUCCUGCUGUGAAUAUUUCUGGAGUGGAGCUCCCACCAAGUGAAUGGUUUGAACAGAAACUUGACCAUUUCAAUCCUACAAAAACUACUACUUGGAAACAGAAAUAUUACACGAAUUCGACCUUCUACAAGGUCGGAGGACCCGUUUUCCUCCUGAUCGGCGGGGAAGGUGCUGCCAACGCGACGUGGAUGGUCCAAGGCUCCUGGUUGGACUAUGCCGCGGAGCACAACGCCCUGUGCUUCCAGUUGGAGCAUCGCUUCUACGGCGACAGUCACCCGACAAAGGACACGAGCGUCAAGAACCUGGCCUACCUGAGCAGCGAGCAGGCGCUGGCAGACGCGGCCAACUUCAUCGCGGGCAUGACGGAGAAGCACAAGCUGCCCCGGGGCACCAAGUGGGUCGCCUUCGGGGGCUCGUACCCGGGCUCGCUGGCCGCCUGGCUGAGGCUCAAGUACCCGCACCUGGUGCACGCGGCCGUGUCCACCAGCGGGCCGCUGCUGGCCCUCGCCGACUUCGGAGAUUAUUUUGGAGUUGUGAAAGCAAGUCUGUCGACUACAGGUGAGGGCUGUGUAGAAGCCAUCCAGAAUGCAACUCGACAAAUAGACCUUCUAUUAAGAGACAUGGUAGGUCUUAAUACCAUGAAAUCUCUUUUCAGGUUGUGCAACGACGUGGACCCCGACAACGCCAACGACAUAGCCAACCUGUACGUGACGCUGGCGGACAACUUCGCCGGCGUGGUGCAGUACAACAAGGACAACCGGGCGUUCGAGGGCGCCAAGGCCGCCAACGUGACGAUCGACGUCGUCUGCGGCGUGAUGACCGACGCCUCGGUCGGCCCGGCGGUGCGCCGCUACGCCCGGGUCAGCAACAUGCUGCUCGACGCGUACGGGGAGAAGUGCUUCGACUUCUCCUACGCCCGCAUGCUGGCAUCGAUGCGCAACACCUCUUGGGGCAGCGGAGGAGCUCGCCAGUGGACGUACCAAACUUGCACCGAAUUUGGCUUCUUCCAAACGUCCAGUCAGAAGGAGCAGGUUUUUGGCGACAAAUUCCCAGUGGAAUUUUAUAUUCAGCAGUGCUCUGACAUUUUCGGCAGAAGGUUCGACGCGGAGCUGCUGAGCGCCGGGAUCGAGCGCACCAACCUCAUGUACGGGGCCCUGUCCGUGGACGUCUCCAACGUCGUGUUCGUGCACGGCUCCAUCGACCCGUGGCACGCCCUGGGGAUCACCAGGAACACGUCGUCCGCGCCUGCCAUCUUCAUCGAAGGAACCGCUCAUUGCGCCAACAUGUACCCCAGUUUGCCGACCGAUCCGCCUCAGCUGACGGCCGCUCGUAGCGAGAUCGGCCGGCUCAUCAGACAGUGGCUGGACGACGAUCUGUUCGAUCCAGUGAUUACUCCCGUCUGAUAGUCGCUAGCGGCAGUCAAGUGUGGGCACAUGCCACGUGCUCGGACAAGUGAUAUAUAACUCUGGUUACAAGUGAUGAAUGGUUAUAUUGUUCUUGCCAACUAUUUGUUAUUCAAUCUUGCAAAACAUGUAACUAAAUACUCAUAUUUGUUUUAUUUUAUGUGGGGGUAACUAUCUUUUGUAGGGGUGGGCAAAGCUUUGAAAAUACAAAGUCAAAUGGACUAUUAUUUAUAAGUUACGCUAUCUUCAAAAUUCAUUUUUGAUUCCAACGUUUGUAAAGAAUAAGUAAGUUAGGUUGCUCAACUUUCUUUGAUGUUUAUGUGCAUUCGGAAACAAAACAUUAUUUCAAAUGAAAAGUACAGAUUUUUUUUUUAGUUAGCUCUCUUUGCUACGUAUGCCAAAAAUGUCAAUAAUUUUUAAUCCUACAUUAGCAUAUGGCAAUUGUUAUUUUUUCCCUUCAACUCUUUGGAGUUCUAAGACCCAGAAUUUGACACAAUUUCAAAAUAUGCUUUGAUUUCACUUUAACAUUAAGUACCUAGCCCCAUGCCCACUCCCACGCAUAAUUAUGUAUGUUAUAGGUUUUUGAUCUCAGCUGCUUUCUUGUCUUAGCUGCCAGUGAAUUUAUUUUUAUUUAUUUUUUUGGGGUUGUCUAACGAUUUUUUUUGUAAAAUUGUUGAUGCAUGAAUAAAAAAAAUUUGUUUAUCUUUUA